Messenger RNA from Cantharellus anzutake, 2103 nucleotides. RefSeq lists its product as uncharacterized. The coding region runs from base 1 to 2103 and encodes 700 amino acids. Gene Ontology annotation, molecular function: SUMO activating enzyme activity. Gene Ontology annotation, cellular component: cytoplasm; SUMO activating enzyme complex. The transcript has 10 exons. The record is from RefSeq and is a predicted model, not a curated record. Lineage: Eukaryota; Fungi; Basidiomycota; Agaricomycetes; Cantharellales; Hydnaceae. Gene Ontology annotation, biological process: protein sumoylation.
AUGCCUCGCGAUGGUCAUGUAACUGCAGUUCUUGGGAAUGAGUUACACAAGUCAUUGUCUGAAACACGUGUCCUUAUCGUCGGCGCCGGCGGAAUUGGAUGCGAGCUCGUGAAGAAUGUUGUGCUCUCAGGGUUUCGAGAUAUCACCCUUCUCGAUUUGGACACCAUUGAUCUCUCAAACUUGAACAGGCAAUUUUUGUUUCGUCAGAAAGAUGUUAAAAGUCCCAAGGCGCUGGUAGCAGCGCAAACAGCGUCCAUGUUCAACCCGGGUGCCAAGAUACUCCCUAUUUGUGGAAACAUCAAAGACUCACAGUAUGACCUGACAUGGUUCAAAGCGUUUCAUGUUGUUAUGAAUGCACUGGACAACAUUGGUGAGCAGAUAUUCCAUUUCCUGGCUUUGCCGGGUCUUGAAGCACAGUGGCUAGAUGCGCGUCGCCACGUCAAUCGCAUGUGCAUCGCUGCGGGAAUCCCUUUAAUUGAGUCCGGAACAGCGGGCUAUCUUGGCCAAGUUCAGCCGCUGAUGAAGGAGAAAACCGAAUGCUUCGAUUGUAUCCCGAAACCAACACCGAAAAGUUUCCCUGUUUGUACCAUCCGUUCUACUCCAAGUACACCAAUACAUUGCAUCGUGUGGGCGAAAUCGUAUCUAUUCCCACAAUUAUUUGGAGAGAUUGAGGAAGAUACGUCUGAACUAGACGCCGCCCUUGCUGCAGGCGAAAAUGCAACCGAAAUUGCCCAGUUACGGGAAGAGGUAGCCUCAUUCCAAACUGUUAGGAGCACCAUUGUCUCAUCUGGUGCUGUAGACAAUGCGGCCAAACUGGCGUUUGACAAGGUUUUUCGUCAAGACAUUGAACGACUGUUGGCCAUGCAUGACAUGUGGAAGCAUCGCAGACCUCCAGUGGCCCUAGACCACGAUGCAAUCCUCACUGAUACUGCUGGUUCCUCUAUCGGUGUCACACAUCGUGAUGACUUGCAACUGAAUUCGGGGAUCACCACGCUCAAAGACCAGCGACAAUUGAGUCUAUUGGACAAUGUGAAAUUGUUUGAUCGCAGUCUUUGGAACCUCGCACAACGACUUCGUGCUGGCCAACAUAGAACUGCUCUGAGCUUUGACAAAGAUGAUGACGACUCACUUGACUUCGUCACUGCAACAGCCAACCUCAGAGCGUGGGCGUAUGGAAUACCCACCUUAACCCGAUGGCAAGUUAAGGAAAUGGCCGGAAAUAUCAUUCCAGCUAUUGCAACAACUAAUGCUAUCAUAGCUGGUUUAGUCGUUCUGCAAGCUUUCCAUCUUUUGCGUGCGUUCCCUGUAAAUCCGCCCGUGAUACAGGGACCGCCCCGAACGCCCCAAGGGUUAUCAGGACAUGCGUAUGGAAGCGAGCCAUUUGCUGCGCGCAAUGUCUUCAUUCAAAGCGGUCGACCCGCCUCUCCUCUUGGAGCGUUCGUAACGAUGUCUCCCAACCCACAGUGCGCCGUGUGUCGUGAUACGUACUUGGCCGUUCCCUGUGAUGUAGAUCGUGUUACACUAGGCGAAUUGGUGAACGCGCUCUUAGACGCAGAGGCAUCGUCUUGGGGAGAGGAACCACGGGAGGUUAGCGUGUUUGAAGAGGGUCGAGUCUUGAGUGAGCCUGACUGGACCGACAACCAUACUCGUAGUCUUGCAGACCUUAAUUGCGGGUACGGGAAAUUUGUCACGCUCGUCGACGAAGAAGAGAAGCUGGGGAACGUGGUUCUUGCUAUCUCAAGGUUCCCCCCAAACCAUUCAACAAAGGAGGUCAAUUUCAUUCUUCCACCCUGCACCUUACCUCCUCCAAGGCAGGGUUUGCCGCCUCCACUCCCGUCCCCUGUCUUUUCUCCCGUCAAACCCAUUUCGAGUCCAUCCAAGAGUACAACUAUAAAACGCUCGGCGUCUGACGUGAAUGGAGAUGGUGCCCAGGCCGUUCAUUCUGCGAAGAAAUUCAAGACACACCAUGCGAAUGAUUUUUCGGAUGGUGAGAUUGAGGUAUUGGAGCCAAUGAGUUCUGAUCGGCGGCAUCAUGCGACUGUGGAAGACCGAAUACUCGAAGACGAGGGAUUGUUGCUUGUUGAUGAGCCAAUGGAUUUCUGA